AUGUAUGCAUAUGUGUGUACGCGUGCAUGGCGUGGUGAUGAUGAUGGUUGGUUGUUGAGGUGGCAUGCGAUGGCCCAGUCCUGGAUGGACGUUGUGUCCUCGCAGAGCAGCAGCAUUCGGAGGCCGUUGAAGCGAGAGCGCUCCGAGUCGACCAGUGUCUCCACGGUGCGCACCGAUACGAAGCCGAACAUCAAGCAACAGUUAGCUACAUUUCAGCCACCAUCAGAAUCGGGCGACGAUAUGGAAGAAGCCGAUCCAUCCUCCUCUUCGGCCACAAUUCACUUCUCGCCCAGUCAAAUUGCAAACAUUGUCGAGGGGCCAUCAGCAAAGAAAGAAAUGAUGCUCAAAAGCGAUUUGCGGCGAUAUUUGAAGGAAUCCACGACUACUUCUACAAUGUCAGUGAAGAUGGCCUUUGAAAUACUGCAUUUAUUCCUGGAACAAGGUCAUAGUAUCACAGUGGAUCCGAAUUUUCCGAAAAAACCGCCAAAUUCGUUCUCAAUAUUUGCCAAGAAAUUCUGGAAUGGAAAAUUUUCUUCGGGACUCACAUCCAGAUCUGACCGAAAGUCACGCGGCUUAUUUGGAAAACGCUAUUUCGGUGGCACAAAAAACUGUAAGUUUUGCUUUUCUCAUAUACUAUAUGUUCGCACUAAAAUUCUUGCAAUUGUGGGAGAGUUAUGGAUAGCUUCUGAUUUGUGCUUUGACUUCUUUGUAUAUCUUGAAAAUGUAAUUGCCCGCUUUAUAGAUGAAAUAAAUCUAAUAGGCAUUAUUCGUAGUUCGCAGAAUAAUGCGAAUUACUACAAAAACUAG
Messenger RNA from Gongylonema pulchrum, 807 nucleotides. Lineage: Eukaryota; Metazoa; Nematoda; Chromadorea; Rhabditida; Gongylonematidae. The record is from the annotation of a GenBank genome assembly.